AGAGCUCGAGGCACUGCUUACCGUCGCCUGAGCUAGGAGACGCCGCGGCCGCCGCUUGGUCGCCUCGGGCUUCGCGUCGCGCCGAGUCUGCCUCCUCUGCCUCCUCUGCCUCAACCGAUUGGCGGCGUCGGCUCCGCCUGGCCCGCGGCCUCGCUGUCCGUGGCGGGGCAGGUGUUUUCGCUGUAGUGAAACCCUGCUCUGCCCUCUGGUUGCUGCUGCUGGCUCCUGACCCUGAGCUUUUGCGGAAGCUGGGACUGGAAUGAGAAUAGGGUAGGUGAGCUCCAGAUAAGCCAGCCCUGCCAGUGACCUCCGUGUUUGGUGGCUGGUGCUCUGAGCCACAGUGCGCAUCAGAAUUUGGAUCUAUGGACCUGCUUUGAACCAUAGAGCCUGCCUAUGGGGGAAGGUGACGCCAUCUGGGCCCCAUCCAUCCUUCCUCACAGCACCCUCAGCACCUUAAGCCACCACCCUGAGCUACACUUUGGAGGAAAGAUGGAAUCUAAGGUCUCAGAAGGUGGCCUGAACGUAACCCUUACCAUCCGCCUGCUGAUGCAUGGAAAGGAAGUUGGAAGCAUCAUUGGGAAGAAAGGAGAAACGGUGAAGAAGAUGCGUGAAGAGAGUGGCGCCAGGAUCAACAUCUCGGAGGGAAACUGCCCGGAGAGAAUCGUCACCAUCACAGGCCCAACGGAUGCCAUCUUCAAGGCCUUCGCUAUGAUAGCGUACAAGUUUGAGGAGGACAUCAUUAAUUCCAUGAGCAACAGCCCUGCCACCAGCAAGCCCCCAGUGACAUUGCGACUAGUGGUCCCUGCCAGCCAGUGUGGGUCCCUGAUCGGGAAAGGCGGCUCUAAGAUCAAGGAAAUCCGGGAGUCCACAGGUGCUCAGGUCCAGGUGGCAGGUGACAUGCUGCCCAACUCCACAGAGCGGGCAGUGACUAUCUCAGGGACCCCGGAAGCCAUCAUCCAGUGUGUGAAGCAGAUCUGUGUGGUCAUGCUGGAGUCCCCACCGAAAGGUGCCACCAUUCCCUACCGCCCAAAGCCCGCCUCCACCCCUGUCAUUUUUGCAGGUGGUCAGGUAAGAGCCGACCCGCUCGCGGCCUCCACUGCCAACCUCAGCCUUUUACUGCAGCACCCGCCGCUGCCCGCCUACACAAUCCAGGGACAGUACGCCAUCCCCCACCCAGAUCCCAGUCCUAUCUGCCCAGAGAUGGUGCUGCCCCAUGCCCGGGCCCUCCCACAUCAGCCUUCAAUCAAACAAUCUCUUAUAGAUAUGACCACCGACCAGUUCAAUCUGGACAGCUCCUCAGUUGAGAUUCCCUUCUCACAGCAGUUGACCAAGCUCCACCAGUUGGCCAUGCAGCAAACCCCCUUUCCUCCCCUCGGACAGACCAACCCCGCUUUCCCCGGAGAAAAGCUGCCUUUACACUCCUCCGAAGAAGCUCAAAAUCUGAUGGGCCAGUCGUCAGGUCUGGAUGCCAGCCCCCCGGCCAGCACUCAUGAACUCACCAUUCCCAAUGAUCUUAUAGGCUGCAUAAUUGGACGCCAGGGCACCAAAAUUAAUGAAAUCCGGCAGAUGUCUGGAGCGCAGAUCAAAAUCGCCAAUGCCACUGAAGGGUCGUCAGAGCGUCAGAUUACCAUCACAGGGACCCCAGCCAACAUCAGCCUUGCCCAGUAUCUCAUCAACGCUAGGCUGACGUCUGAGGUCACUGGGAUGGGUGCACUCUAACUUACCCAAGAUCCUCCAUUCCACACAUCGGAUGGCUCCAGCCUGCAGCCUCACCAGCCGGCACACUGUACAGACCGCCUGUCCUUCCUUGCAGAUAUGAAUAGAGCGUUUCUUUAUAAACAGACGGUAGUGCGUGUCUGCCCACUCAGGCCCUGUGCGCUCCGUGUUAGUGUAGCCUCCACGCAUUGGCAUGCAACUCUUUACUUUAAUGCUCAACAUAUUCCCAAAUGUGAUGUUUCAGAAAUUUAUUCCUCAGUAUUCAUGUGACUGUCUGUUUAAAAGUUGGUUUGAUGCUCUAACAGCACUUCCUAUGUCCUGCUGCCCCUUGUUCUUAGAGACCCUCCUCUCUCAGCCGGUCUACGGAUUCAUUCCUACCCUAGGUUGUACGCAGGGAGCAUUUGGAAGAGGAGGGACUUGGGGGUGUCUACGGAGCAAAGCAGAGUGCCAGAGGGCGGGUGGGACCUUUGCUUUACUGGGAUAUCUCGGGGAGGGGGUACUCAUGGCCCCCAUAUGUCUUCCAAGAUGACUAAGAACAAGGACUUGCCAGAAAGUUCAUCUCCCCCCAUCAGAGUUCAAUAAAUGUCGUGUUCUUCCCCCGUG
Molecule: messenger RNA, 2319 nt
Organism: Chionomys nivalis (European snow vole)
Lineage: Eukaryota; Metazoa; Chordata; Mammalia; Rodentia; Cricetidae
Gene: Pcbp3
Product: poly(rC) binding protein 3
Exons: 17
Coding region: 394-1719 (441 amino acids)
Biological process (GO): regulation of gene expression; regulation of RNA metabolic process
Cellular component (GO): cytoplasm; nucleus
Molecular function (GO): mRNA binding
Source: RefSeq, a predicted model, not a curated record